CUUUGUCAUGGCAGAGAGAACAAGUCAAUGUAAGGGUGGGGUCAUCUAAGAUAGCACAAGGGUUAAGUUAAGUAAUUUUUCAACCUGCUUUAUGAAACGGUGUUAAAAUGAAAUGUUUGAGUAAAUGGGCAGAAAAAACAGCAGGAAACAUUUGUACUUUUAAAAAGGAUGUAUGUCGCCCUCUGCUGGACGUUUGCAGCUCUUACACGGUCCGAUGUGUCCUAGGAACUAGGAACCAUAUGAGUGAAGUCUUGUUUCUUUCCGGAAGUACAAAAGCGUUGUCGUAUGGCAGUCAAAGAUCAUUAAUAAAUAUGAUCAGUAUAUUUUAGUGUUUACGUUUUAAAUAAAAACUAAUAAAAAAUACUUUAUUCACAUUUUGCUCACUCUGAGCUUCUCGGCUUUUUGUAGUGAAGAACUAGCAAUGGCGGCUAGACAUUUUCGGUCUUUUGGAUUAUUUGUACGUGCAGCUUUUCACGACAAAACCUCUGGUCGGACCAGGAAGACGAGCUAUGCAUCAGUAAAAUCAUACAGCGCUUCUACGGGAGGUGAAGAAGCUCAGAUGGCUGCAGGUCAGACUGUGGUCUCAGAGCGAAGGGGGCCAGUGGUUAUUGUGGAGAUAAACCGGCCAGAGGUGCGUAACGCGGUGAACCAGGAGACGGCGGGGCGUCUGCUGGAGGAGCUGCAGGCCUUCGACCGUGACCCAGACCUGAAAGUUGCCAUACUGCAUGGCAAAGGAGGAAAUUUCUGUGCUGGUUAUGAUCUGAAAAUGUUGGCCAAUGAAAAAGCUGCACUGAAAUUGGAGUCAGAUGUCCGAAAGGAUCCCGGUCCGAUGGGUCCGUCCCGUCUGCAGCUCUCCAAGCCGCUGAUAGCAGCCGUCAGUGGCUUUGCGGUGGCCGGAGGCCUGGAACUGGCCCUGCUGGCAGAUCUCAGGGUGAUGGAGGAGAGCGCCAUCAUGGGGGUGUUCUGUCGCAGGUUCGGAGUUCCCCUGAUUGAUGGCGGCACGGUGCGGCUCCCUCGCCUCAUUGGCCUAUCCCGGGCGCUUGACCUGAUUCUGACCGGACGACCUGUCGGAGCACAGGAGGCUCUCGCUUACGGGCUGGCCAACAGAGUUGUCCCAAGCGGCCAAGCUUUACAGGCGUCUCUGCAGUUGGCAGAGGAGAUCAGCUCCUUUCCUCAGCGGUGUCUGCGGGCGGACCGCUCCUCCGCCAUGCACAGCUGCUUCGAUGCUUCGUCUUUCACACAGGCCCUUCAGUAUGAGUUUGAUCACGGAGUUCCUGCCAUCCAAGAGGAAGCCAUCCGAGGAGCGAUCAAGUUCACGGCAGGGGAAGGAAGAGGAGGAAAGUUCUCCUCAGAUUGAGCCUAAAAAAGUUGGACAUUUCAAGGGGAUUUUUUUACAGAUCUUUCAGCUGUCUAAAAGUGCAUGAUGAACAACUUUUCAAAUAUGUUAUGAAUUUAAAAAAGAGAAACUUAUCAAAACAAGCUUCCCAAAGGAUUCUCUUACAAAUGCAGUGAACUCCGACCACAAAACCAGCCAACUUCAAAGCCACGAGGAGCUACACACCUACGGGAGCUUGUUGCUUCAACUCAUCUUAAAAACCACUUGAUGGUUUUCACGCCGUCUGCUGGCACUCCUGUGCAUGCAUGCAUGUGCAAAACCAGAGCAAUGUAACUACAGAAGGAAAUUCAACAGGUGUAGCUAUUCCUGUGGAUCUAAGGCAACAUUUGCAUUAGAAAAAUCCACACUGAAAGUACAAAUGUUUGAAAAUCUUGACUUAUGGUGGUUUUUCUUCAGGAAAAAGAGAAUGGAAGCAGUGUGGAGGAGGUGCGUGGGGGUUAACUCAGACAGACAAAAACCUCAUUAAGUCUAGGAGGUGUCCCGUCUAGACAGCGUGAUGACAGGACACAGAGCUUCUGUUUCAUGUUUCCUCCUUUAGCUUCAGUUCACCAACACACACAGAUAGACACAUUUCACCUGCACUGCCUAAGGGUUGAUGAAUGAAUGCAGAACACAACUGAUUAGGGCCCCAAAUAUCUCAUGAGCCUUUUAGAUUAGAGUUUGUUUGUGGAAAAAAUGCAAUUUUCUUUUUUGCAGUUACAUCUUCUUAUUUGUUUUCAAGAUCAGAACUUUUUUAACCUACACAUUUUUGUUUUGUUUUAAAUACAACUGUAAAGUGUAUCCUUUUCUGUCAAUAAAUAAAAAUAUUUUAAUGUAA
Messenger RNA from Oryzias latipes (Japanese medaka), 2213 nucleotides. Its product is annotated as enoyl-CoA hydratase EchA19. Gene Ontology annotation, molecular function: catalytic activity. NCBI's taxonomy places the organism in Eukaryota, Metazoa, Chordata, Actinopteri, Beloniformes, Adrianichthyidae. The record is from RefSeq and is a predicted model, not a curated record.